This is a messenger RNA of Lethenteron reissneri (Far Eastern brook lamprey), 14255 nucleotides long. RefSeq lists its product as uncharacterized. Gene Ontology annotation, biological process: regulation of DNA-templated transcription. Gene Ontology annotation, cellular component: nucleoplasm. Gene Ontology annotation, molecular function: chromatin binding; histone H3K4 methyltransferase activity. The record is from RefSeq and is a predicted model, not a curated record. Lineage: Eukaryota; Metazoa; Chordata; Hyperoartia; Petromyzontiformes; Petromyzontidae.
CAUACACAGUGACACACACACACAGUGACACACACACAGAGGUAAACACACACACACAGUGACACACACACACAGUGACACACACACAGUGACACACACAGAGAGGUAAACACACACAGUGACACAUACACACAGUGACACACACACAGUGACACACACACACAGUGACACACAGUGACACAGAGAGGUAAACACACACACACACAGUGACACACACACACAGUGACACACAGUGACACACACACAGUGACAGUGACACACAGUGACACACACACACAGUGACACACACACACAGAGGUAAACACACACACAGUGACACACACACACAGAGGUAAACCCACGUGUGUGCUGGUGUGUAGACCCCCCCACCCCCCACCACCACCGCCCUCGUCACGGGCUCGAGGCGCCGGGGCGAGCGGCCUCAGUAGCAGCUCUGCCAGGCCACGGGGGGUGGGGGGGGAGACGCCGAUCUUCGCUGGGAAUCAUUCCUGACAAUCGACUCUUCUUAUUCUUCAUCAUCAUCAUCAUCCUCUUCUUCUUCGUCUCAAAUCAUGGGAGCCAUCGUCAUCAUCUUCUUCUUCCCACCGGCUCUACAUUCUGCAUGGGGACCGUCCGACUCGUCUUUCUCUUCAUACGCGGGGGCGAUGCCCUGCAGCGACGCAGAUGGCCGCGCCAGCAGCAAACGCCCGUCGCUGCGCAGCUUGAACCCCGAGUAAAAACUCUUUGACUCGCCGCCCCUGCGACCGUCCGCCGUUAGGAGCACACGAACAUGGUUCCCGACAGGCACGUUCGCCCAAGAAAUGCGCUUGCAACCGCAAGCCCGUCGCUGAAGUUUCUGUGGCUGCCCUUCACUAAUCGCCGUCAAAUUGGGAAAUUACAAAAGUGAAAAAAAUAUACAUUACCCCCCCUCCCUCUCCCUCCUCCCAAAAACAACAACAAUAGUAGUAGUUGUUAUUCUAGAAAGCGAGAACUGGCAGACGCGAUGGAUUUUCCUGCGUGCGAAGAGACGGAGGCCGCGCUCGAUAUGAGCCUCGGUGGGUUCCGCCGCGAGGCUGCCCUGCGUGCCGCCGAAUUGGGCGCCGUCGCGGAUGCCACCAACGGUGGCGGAGGAGGAGGCGGCGGUGGUGGCGGCGGCGGCAGCAACGGCACCGGCGGCGGCGGCGCAUUCCACGGGCGCGCGUACAUGCACAUGAUGUCCGAGUGCGCCGACGAGGAGUGCGCCGAGGCCGCCGUGCCGCACGUAAAGCCGAGGGCCGAAGGGCCCGCGAAGCAGAUGAGAGCCGGCUUGGGCACCAGGUGCGAAUGCGAGCACGGCGAUCGCAGCAGGAGGCAGGAGGAGGGCAGGCCGUCGCGCGAAGCCGCCGGUGGCUCCGACCCGAGGGACGCUUCGCCCUCGUCUGUCCUGCGCGUCAAAAACUGCGGUGCCGGCGAGACGCCCAACAGCCUCGUGUACUUGGAGCCGGGCAGCGCCCGCGAGGCGAGAGACGCUACCUUCGAGGCGCCGUCUCGGAGCAAGCAUGGCGGCGCGCCCUGCGGCAAGCGCACGUCGAGGAAAGGAUCCCCGCAGAAGCACCGGGCCGGCCUCCUCAAGGUUGCCGGAUCGCGGAGGGAGUUUGCGUCGGUCCUGCCGCUGCCGCCACCACAGGACCCGUGCCCGGCAUUACCGGCCAUCGAGGCGAUGCCUUCGUCCCGAGAGACCGGUUCGCUUCCCGGCACGGACAGCCCCGCCAUCGGCUCGUCGCCAUCUUGGGGCGGCGGCUGCUGUUUGGCGGACGUGCAGCCGCUGGCCUCCAGGACACAGCAGGAUGGCGAUGGCUGCUUCGAUGAAGAAGGCAGCGCCCUGCGCUCUGCCAAGAAGAAGGGCCGCCCACCCAAGCUGACCGCGAUCGAGAGCGAGGCGUGCGGCGGCGGCGGCGGUGACGACGAAAGCGGUGGUCCUGACGAUAACUCUUGGUCGGAGCCACCUGUGCUCACGCCCAUAGGCGGCGGCGGAUGCGGCGGCAGCGGUGAAGGUGACGGAGGGAGGCUCGGCCGUGCCGCCAAGCGCUCGCUGCCGCGGCGGGAACGCAGCGGACGUUCGGAGCGGCUGCCCAGGACCUCGGGGGCCGGUGCCAAGAAGAAGCGCAGGAGGUCGGAGACGCGGUCGCCGUGCCGGACAAAAGUGAGCGACCCGUGCAGGAAGAGCGGCCUGGGCAGGGCGUACUUCAGUAACAGGAAAGUGAAGUGUCUGCUGAAGGAGUCGUACGUCAUGGGAAACGAUGCAUUUGAGAAGACGAGGCGCGGGCGUCCGACUAAGAUGCACGUGGAGCCGGUGGAGCACAGGGCCCUGGGAGAGAGAAGCGUGCAGCUCAGGUAUGUGUCGCAAAUGAAGAGCGCGUCGGAGAGGCAUGUGACGCUCGGCUCGUGUAACCCCUCGGUUCUCAGUAGCCCACUGCACACCACCGCUUUGGGACUGACGGUUCGAGUGCCUUUAAAGAGGGGCCCUGGUCGGCCCAGAAAACUGCUCCAUUUAAAAGCUCACGCUGGACUUCCAGUUAAAAUGGACGCCAAUUUGAAAUGGAGGAAAGGCGACCAGCGGAGCAGACAAAAGCUGGGCCUAGACCCUUGUCGAAUGAUCUGCCAAGAUGUGAAUGUUCAGAGGAAGGGAUUCACUUUAAUGGGCGACGUCGGGCAGGGAAAACACAUCGACAAACUAAAAGCGUGCGAGAGCGCUGCGGCAAACGUCAAGAAAAUGAAAAUGCUGAAAAGGAAGAAGAUACUCAAUCAAAUUUUGAGCAGCUCAACGGUGGUGCGCAAGUGCCGGGGCCGCGACAGUCUGCACCGUAAGGCGAGCACCGCGUCGACAGCCGACGGGUCGGACGACCAGGGUUUCCAAAUCAACGUGAGCAAGAGGGGCACCAUCUACAUCGGCAAGAAGCGUGGCAGGAAGCCCAAGGUGGAUGGGCGCUCCUCGUCCACGUGCGACUCCAUCCCCGCGUGCGACGUCUCUCCCCAUCGUCCGCUGGGGCCUUCCGACCCCACGAUGCCGCUCUGCUCUCAGUUCUCACUGGCACAGAGGCGGCCGAUCGCCACCAAAGCGAUGCUGAAACAGGGCGCCUGCCCUUCGGGACCUGCGGGUUCCAAUGCCCGCUCCACGCCGCCGCUGCUUCCGCAGUGCGGUGGCGCGGCAUUCCUCUCUUCAGCGGAGGCGCACAGCGACGGGGCCCCCAGCCCCAGCGACAGUGGAAUCGUCGUCGACAACCUGAGCGGCUCGGAGCGGGCGGACAGCUGCGCGCUGCGCUACGGCAGGAGGCCGUCCUUCGGGAGUUCGGCGGCGUCGCCGGUGCGUGUGCGGCGCUUGCGCUGCGACGACCGUGCCCUGGAGGGGCCGCGUGAGAAGCAGAGGCUGCGUAAGAAGCAGCAGCGGCUGGCGUACGCGAAGAAGAGCUGCGGUGGCGGAGGAGAUCGGAGCGCGGGAUUUGUCACGGACAUGGACGAGGUGAUCGCGAUGCUGGAGGAGUGCUGCAUCGACCAGAAGAAGCUGCGAUGCCAGUCCGGGGAGCUGCUGCCCAGCAUUUUCCGAGUGAACUUCAGCAGCGAAUGCAGUCGGCUGCCCUUUGAGUGCAGGGCCCUGCACGGUGUACAGGACGCGGACAUUGUGAAGGCCAAAGGGACCACCCGCAGAAGGGUUUCCAGCUUCGCGGACAGACAAGCCGCUGCGGCCUACCUGCCCAGCACGGCCGGUUACCUCCUGGACAGCAGCUACUACGCCGCGUACGGAAUGCACUACGUGCCCUCCUUCCUCCCGGCGAGCACCCUGAACUGCUGCUACUACAGCCAGUACCCACUGCAGUCCUACCAGGCCUGGUCCAUGCUGCACCUGCCCAUGUGCUACACGAGCGGACGCGCGGAGGCGGGGGGCGGUGGCGCUGCCGACGUCCGACCGUCGGCCAUCGCCAGGGCCCGCUGCUCACUGGGGUCCCCGCCCUCACCCAUCGGCGCCCCAGCCUGGACAAUGACGGCGGCCACCGCGCGCAGCAAGGCCCGGGGCAAGGCUGAAGACUUGCGGCACGCGCGCUCCAUUGCCGCUGCCGCCGCCGCCGCGGAUAGCGACGACUCGGAUGGUUGCUCGUGCGUGGACGGCGGGCGGGCUGGGUCCUGCUCCGACAAGGAGGGCCUCUCGUACCGCGAUGAGCUGCAGCACCGGCAGGCCGAGGUCACGUCAAAUGGACCGCGGAGGCCCCGGGACACCGGACGCUUUUCCGCCGCCGCAGCCAAGAUGUCCGAAUCAACGACGCAGAGACACGGAGAGACGCGAGGGGGAGCGGCGGUGUCGGCUACGGCGCAGAGGCACCGGAACCUGUUUGCGAGCGCCCUGUGGUGUAGUGCUCCUCCCGAAGGCCACGGAUUCCGGUUCGUGGCCGCGGCGGACUUCAGGGAGGGAGUAGCGACGGACGGAGCGAGGGAGAUCGGCGAUGGCUUGUCGCCAGCGCACAACAAGGCCGGCUCGGACCGCGCGACCUCCGCCAGGGCGAACAGCCGCCACGGCUCUCGGGGCUGGCGUGGCAGAACCGCCCGGAGCCGACGUCGUCACCGCGAGGCCCCGUCCCCCCGGAGACGGAGCCGACGGCGCGCCCAGCGCCGCUCCGGCGCCGCCGGGCCCACGCCGGCGAGCGCCGACUCCGAGGCGAUGCCCGACAAAAACGCCGCCGACGCCGCCGCAGGGGGAGAAUGCGAGGAGGACGCGUCGCGCGAACCCGACAGAGUCGGCGGCGGCGGCGGAAGAAGCGAGCGAUCGAGGAGCAGGCGGAGCAGUAGGGCGGAACCGCGCGACGAAACGGUCGUGGGGGGCGGCACCGGCUGCGGCGGUGGCGGCGGCGGUUGCGCCGAGCAACCCGAAGCUUCGUCCAGGCGGCCGCUCGUCGGUUUGGGGAGGGAGGCGCCCAAACGGAGGAGCCACGUGGAGGUGCGCCGGGAAGAGGGCGGCGACGGCGGCCGUGGAGCCGUGGACGAGGAGAGCGGGGCGGAGAAGACUAGCAGCGGCGGAGACGGUGGCGGCGGCGGAGGAGGAGGCGGCGGCGGCGGAGGCGGCGGAGGCGGCGGCGGCGGCGGAGGGAAACCGGAGAGCCGGUCGAGCAGUGGCGCCGGGGAGGCCGGCGGCGGGGGCGGCUGCGGCAGCGCGGGCGGCGGGGCCGGCGGCGGCGUCGGCGGGGGCACCGGGGGGAGCCCCGGCGGAGGGGGCGGGGAAGGGGGGCGCAGGAGGGGGUACCCCGGUGGGGGCCGCAGCUCGCGCAGCUCGGGGCGGAGGGGCCGGAGGGGGAAGAGGAAGUCGGCCGGCGGUGCCCACGGCAGAAUGAGCCCUGGCUCCCACGACGAUCUGGAUGACAAAUGUGGAGAUACUGCGGAGGCCUCUGGGAGUUCCCAGAAUGCAUCAGCAGAGGGCAGCACCAGCAAUGCGCCAGGAAGUCUGGAGGGGAAUCAGAGAGCACUGAAGCGAAAGCCGCCAAGACCCCUUAAAACUCAGAUCAGGCCUAGUCCUGAAGAGAGACUUCGGAAACAGAGGCCGCAACGGAGACCCAAACCCAUCGCCUGCUCCUUCCGGCUCAAGCCUCUCACCGAGAAGGAGAGGAUCUUCCUGCAGAGCAACCGCGUGUUCCUGCUGAGGAACCGGCGCCGGGCGUUCGGGCAGUGGGCGGCCCACAAGACGAGCUCGGACCCGGCUCCCCGGGGGGGCGACGCAUCCGCAGCGGCGGCGCCGCAGCUGGCGGCGGUGACGACGGCGGCGGAGGCGGCGGCGGCUGCCGCGGCGGCCGCGGCGGCCGCUGCGAACGCGUUGGUGGGAGGGGGGUCGACGCGGCUCAAGGAGCGACGGGCGGCGCGGAGCCGACGCGCCACGCGGGGAACGGAGGACGACAUCAUCCGCUGCAUCUGCGGCAUCUUCCGCGAGGAGGGGCUCAUGAUCCAGUGCGAGAAGUGCGAGGUAUGGCAGCACAGCGACUGCAUGCGCGUGGCUGGGGACGUGGAGCGGUAUCUGUGCGAGGAGUGUGAUCCUCGAUCCAUCGACAGGGAGGUGCCCAUGGUUCCUCAGCCCCCGUUCGCUGAGCCAGGCAGAACUUACUUCAUGUGUCUGGAGCUCGACGAGCUGCUCAUCAAAGUGGGCGACUGCACGUAUGCGUCCCGGGAGCUCCCUCCUCGCCGGUUCCCCCCUCGCCGUGCCGGGCAGUCGCCCUCCGACCCCAAAUCCCUGGACAUCAUGCGCAUCGAGAAGCUGUGGAAGGACGACAGCGGAGAGCGCUUUGCCUACGGCUACCACUACCUGCGCCCGGAGCAGACGCACCACACGCCGUCGCGUCGCUUCUUCCCCAACGAGCUGUUCCGCGUGCCGGUGUACGAGACGAUGCCGCUGCAUGCCGUGGAGGCACACUGCUGGGUGCUCGACCAGUCCACGUACUGCAAGGGACGUCCCGCGGGCGCGCAGGAGAAGGACGUGUACAUCUGCGACUUCCGCCUGGACAGGUCGGCGCACCUCUUCUUCAAGAUUCAGCGCAACCCGUACCCCGUGUGCACGCAGCCGCACGCCUUCCAGGCCUUUCAGCAGCGUCUGCAGCCCAAGCGAAACUACACGCCGCACGAGGUACCAGAUUGCUACAAGCGCAACGGAGGAAGAUUGCUUCCAAGGUCGACGUGGAAAAACGACAAGUACAGGCGUGGCAGCGUGGACAGGCAGCACACCUUCCGACGGGCAGAAGAGAGGCCGCACCUGGCUGCCAAGGACCCGGGCCAGGGUCCUGCGGUUGCCGGGCUAGACGGGGGCCGUGACUGCGAGGUGGUGGCAGCGACGACGACGGAAGAGGCCGUGCAGCCUCUGCGCGAGGAGGCGAAGGAGGAGGCGAAGGAGGAGGAGGAGGCGAUGGAUGCUCGCGAACUGGAUGGCGGGGGGCAGUCUGGGGAAGAGAUGGAUCGCAGCGGGACCGAGCGGUUGGAUUCCCUGCUGCUGAGGCUGCUGGACAAGCUUCCCGCACGCAGCGCAAUCAACGCCUCCUACCUUUUGGGAGAAGGCAGCGGGAAAAAGCUACGCAAACGGCCAAAGGUCUCGGAGUGAUGCGAAUGUAGAAACGCGAGGGGGUGGGGGAGAGUGCGGCGGCGGAGGAACGCAGCCGCGUGAGUGCCUUGAUUGGUGGAACCGUGGCUCCUACCGCGGCGCUGAAACCACCGACGCCCGGGGCUCCUGCAGCCAAGAACGCCACUGGAGUUCGGAGGGGGAAGGCUACGUUUGGUGGGGGGGGGGGGGGGAGAGAAAAAUAAAUCGUCGACGAGACGCAACCGGAUCGUGGCAGAGACUCUUGCGUGGUCCAACGGCUUCGUGGUGGAAGACGUGGCUGGGUGGCGGUUCACGGGGGGGGGGGGGGGGGGGGACGCUGUAGCCAGUGCUGUUGUUGCCGUUGUCAGCGCACCGAAGCCAGCACUUGCCGAGGCGUCCGUGGGGAGCCGGGACCAAGCGGGGUGGGAGGCUCUCGAGUGUUGCAUGCUCUUUGACGGUCUCAGCCCGUUCACCGCACGACAAAACUCGGCGCAGGAUUUUUUUUUUUGCACUUUGAUCCGUCCGAGUGCGGCUCUGCCGGGGGGGGGGGGGGGUGGGUGGGGUGUAUCGGGGGGGCUCAUUCGAGGUGUCGCGGCGACGGAGCUCGAUCCGCACGGCUUGCGAGAGUGUAACGGAGUUUCCGUGGUAAGGUAGACCCUUGAAGGAUGGGGAAGAUCUUGCAGUGGUUGCUUUUGCGUCAUUUUACAUUCAUCACGUGUGGCGGGGGAGGGGGUGACCUGUAACACAGUGUGUAUUAAAAUAGUGCGCAUUCAAGGUCUUAAGCAUAUGCGGUAAAAAAAAACGUGUUUUCCCAUACGUACACAUUGCCAGUUUCUAGUUACAUUAUGCAGCCUGGAGCCAGAACCCGGGGCACCCGAUUCAUGUAGAGGUUUCAAGCUUUUACUCGAUCCCAGCAUCGUCCGGUGGAAACUCCGCAACAAAAUUAUUCCGCUAAAAUUGUAGAUUUGUGGCUCGAUUCGCCGUUACGGAAAAUUGGUUGAAGCCCCCCUCCCGCCCCCCCUCCCACUCUCUGCACGUAAACUGUCGGUAGCUGGUGGAGUGCCGACAGGAGCCACCGCUGUCUUUACAUGCGAGAACAACUUACCCCCGCCAGCGGACUGAGCCGACCACUCGAGGCCCCACACGUGCUCACGUACGCGUGAGAGUGACGCCCUCUGCCGAGGCGUGGAAUUGUGGUGUUAAGCCAAAAACAGUUAAAGCUACUUAGAAACAACGACGAUGAUGAUGAUGAUUACUAUGGUGAAGAUGAUGGACGAGGAUUAUAAUUUUGUAAUGAUGAGGAUAAAGGAUAAUAAUGAAUAAAAUAAUAGCGAUUAUAAUUAUGGUGGAAACAAUCAUUGUGAUCAUGAAGAUGCCAAUAAUUAUGGUGAUAAAUGAAAACGAUGAUAAUGAUGCUGCUGUGGUAGUUGAUGAUGGUGAUUAUCCACCAACCACAACAUCCACCUCCCCACGAUGAGCCAUUUACACUACCCAGAAUUAAUUGCGGUUGAAUUGGUGCAUGCUUGUAAGGCAUGGACCCCCUCACAUGAAUUAAAAUGGCUACAUGAAUCGGUCCCCUGGCCUCUUGAUAAUCUUUAUUGCAUUGCCUCGUUUGUAACGGGAGGACGAUGUAUCAUUUACUCAUGGCCUUGACAUCUGAAUACAUCAAGAUGGCCUCUUGUUUAUAAACCAAUUGUUAUAAUUGUCUUUCAUCAAUUUUUUUACUGAUGUUAGUAAUGCUGUGCUGUUUUUAAGUAUUUUUUUAACAAUAAAAUUGUAGUUGUUGAUCAUCACACAUUUAUAUUUUUCCCAUUAUAAAAUAACUUGUGUUGGCAAAGAGAGACUCACUUUACUACAAGGCAUUCGUCGAGAUUUAUUUUGCCCAUGGCCACUUUCAGGGGUUGCAGAGAGAGCUAGGCGAGCAUCCUGUCUGCAGUAGGCCUCAAUCAUGGGCCUCAUUUGAAAUGUCUAUUGACCACAUUCGACGCGACAUUUUCUCUACAGAAUGUUAGUCUCGGACACAGAUGCAUCGGCAAGCUGUGAGACCUCAAAACCUCAGAACAUUAGGAUGCAUGCUGGCUGCAGUUGAUGCCUAAGCCAUGUUUCCAAUUCUACAUAUGAGGACAGUUCAAUCAGAAAUUCAACGUGUGCCUAAAUGGACUGGAACAGCAGGUGACAACACAGGCAGGAGGGAGAGUAUUUGAAUCCUAUUUAAAUUAAGUUGUAAACUGAGCUUAUCAGACUGCAAAGCUUAAAUCGCAAGCUUUCAUCAGCCUCUCUAUGUGUUCCUUAUGACCAAGAGCAGCCAUUCCUGAGGAUGUGACCAGUCUCCAAAUACAAACACAGAUCCCUGGAUGCUAACGGUGACUUAAUAGCCAGGGAAGUUGGAGGUAGCCAGAUGCCUCUGAGGUCAGAACGCUGAGCUGAUACUGCUGAGAUUCGGGGUUUGAAUCCAUGCAGCUCCCGAUGAUUAUACUAAAUUCUAAAUUAUAGCACGUUCAUGGUCUUCGCCUGAUCAGUAGUGACUGUACAAAGAAACUAAUAUUCAUUUUGGUUCAGCAUUUUGGCUAAAUCCCGAGUUUUGAGAAUUAAGAAAUUGUUCAUUGCCAUGUGAGUAAUAUCACUGUCAGCAGGUUAGCACCGCUGUGCGAGAGGCCUGCAAUGCGUUCUUCCUCUCAUGACGUAACACUACCAAAGUAGCACAAUUGGGAUUAAAUUAUAGGGAAUUUUUUUUUUUCAAAAGCCAAGAGACCUUCACUGUUGUCCAGGAAACACAAUUCCUCCUGCAAGUGCAGAUCGAAUCCUCUUCUUCUGAGGCUUUAAGGAAGUUUAGUUUUCCCCCAGCUCCUGUGUACAUAUACUGUGUUAUGCCGCAUGUAUCUGUGCAUAUCGGUACUGUGUACAUAUACAUACUUAUGUGUGCCUAGUACGUAUACCGUGUGUAUACACGAGAAUGCAUGGGGGCAGUCAAAACGUGAUGAGUGUGAGAUGGUAAACUUCUCACAUGUGGCUUUGAUUAUUUGAAUUCCAUAAUCAUAUUAUUUAUCUGCCUGCGUGGUGUGCAGUGGUUCAGAGCUUGUGACUCGCAAUCAGGAUGUUUACCACGUAGGCUUUCGCGACCAAUAUUCAUGAAAAGGGUUUUUGGGUUUGAUCUCGUAAGUGUAAAUGUAUCGUAACCCUCCCAGCGAAACAUCGUACUACUCAAAUUGUAAAUGUUGUGGAUUUACUCUCCAACACACCGGUGGGCUGAAGUAGUAAACGAAUUGGCGCGUUUUGUUUGUGACAAACCUUGCUGGCUGUGUCGGGUGGUGGAGGGUUACGACACAUUUAUGCUUACGCGAUCUAAUCCAAAAACCUUUAUUAUGAAUUAGAAGGUUGCAAAUUCAAAAUCUUAGUCCUUUUCCCGAGUCAACAAAAGAUGAGUUGCGACUGCAAAGUUAACAAUGGUCAUGCUAUAGAUACUCUUGCCACUGUCAUAGGAAUGUGGAAUUUCCACCAGUGGUUCAGCGAUGUAAUGAAGGAGAGAAGCACUGCCGUACGCUUUGUUUGAGCAGGAAUCCGUUUUUAUUUUCACAGUAAAUUGGCAGCCACAGGAAGAAAAAAAACAUUGCUUUUGAGAUGUUCCCAUUUAAAAUAAUUAAUUUUGCUGGAUGGGUUUUGAUUAGGGCUGCCCCACCCAUCCGAGUUUGACUCGGACAGUCUGGGAAUUUGCAUCUGUGUGCGGAGUGGCAUUAAUUGAUUUAUACUUAGACUUGGUACAGGAAUUGUGCUGACUUUUAUUUCAGGAGAGUGCACGGUUUUGAUAGACCGAGGCUGACCGAGAAAUAGUCCCCGGGUUUGGUCUGGAAAGAGGUGGAGACCCAACUGAGGAGGCCGGCACGGUGCCAGAGUAAGCUGACACGGCUGAGAUUCUGGGUUUAAUUCCAGGAUUCACGAAGAUCGAUCUCAGUCUAAUGACCGAAGAAGCCUGGUUACUAAAGACUGCGCAAAUGACAAAUAUCCCGUGAUGGUGUAUAAAUCCACUUUCUGUGGCCGAGCUCGGCUCUCAUGGACACCGAUUACGAGAUGAUCAACAUACCGGAUGAGAGAGAGGUUCGUUGAAGUUGCGCCAGAAGUAUUUCUGCGGUAUGAUAUUUCAAGGCGUUUUUGACACGGUGAGCGCAUUGAUAGCCGUGAGAGUUCCAUCGUAUCGAAGCUUCGUUUGCUGCCGUGAAAUGAUGCCGCUACGCAAUAGAAUGUAUUCGCAGGGGAGUUGUAUUUGGAAUGAAACUACACUCAUGGGUUUGUGCGAUUCAAUCUGAAGACAUUUUGACUGCUACUCAUUUGAACAGUAUUCGUACACUGCUGAUGCUCUACCGGGAUGUCACGAUUCAGGGCAUCCGCUCAUCGGGCUGGGGUCACGAGUUGGGGGUCAAAAUUCAAUUUAGCAAAUACUUACAUUUUUUUUUAGCUUCCGAUAUAUAUUUGUGGGUUUUACCCAGUGUUGUUUGGCACGAUGCCCAACGUUUCGCUUCAGUUCAUCAAGAAGCUCACAGCUUUGCGUUGGACAUGACACCAAACAAUGCUCUGCACAAAUUGAACACGCCGGAGAGCUUUGCAGCACAACGGCAAUAUCCAACUCGGUCGCAUAACUUAUCCUGCCAUGGUGGUGGCAAUGGCUAUUGGUUUUUACGUACCAAUCGCAUGGAAAACAUGUAUUCAUUGGAAAUGAUAGAUUCUAAUAGGGACAAUUAAAAUCAUGUAUUAUGAGCAGAGGAAUCGACUUUCAUUUUAAGGACAAAUUCAUCGUCACAUCCCGAAUUAUGUGGGGUACGGGGCCCGAUUCGUGUGUUGGCGAACGUUCAUUCCCGUCCCGAUUUUUUGGCGAAACUGCGCCAUCUCCGGCGCCGGUGACCCAGCGCGGCUUCACCCCUUUUUUCGCCGGCGUGGGAAAUCUGGCCCACGGGGGGUGGCUCGGGGUGGCCGAGUCGCCCUGGCGCUCACCCCGCUGAUGAGCCCAGAUUGUGCGGAAACUCGACGGUUUGAUUCCCCCGCAGCUGCUUGGUUUAAAAAAUAAUAAUUCCCGGGAUUGGAAAUCACCAAAGCACGUUGCCGUACGGCUGGGAGCGUCAAGCGAUGCCAUGGGCACCCGUGCCACCGCGCGAAGGCGUCGGCAUGGCCCGGUUCAACAAAUCCAAACACUUCUCAUCGCUCGCAAAAGAUAUACCCCCUGUCCACGCGUAGUGAUAAUUGUCGUGCACCCAGGUCUUGCUGGAGACGUAACGAGGUUUUUUCGGGGCUCUCGCCUGGUUCGGACGCAGCAGUGGACGUUGACUUCCCGUGUGCGCGUGCGCUCCAGCAGGUUUUUGUACACUUAAGACGUGCUGGCAAAUGCGUUGUGGAAUUGCAACACUGAGUUUACUCUCGCUCUGUCUUCUACUCUCUCUGUCUCUCUGAAGUGUCUGGUUUGCUGUGAUCAGAGAGUUUGGCCUGUUCGGAGAAUGAACUGUUCUUGUUUUAGGAAUGUAGAGUUUCUAAUACUUAUCUCAUCGUGACUUUGGGGCGGUCAGUAAAAUAAGUACAACUUUGUGUACAGUCAACAGUGUUGUCAUCCUGCAGAGAAAGUGGCACUGAUGGCACAAAUUCCACGUAGUGGUUGAUGUGGAAUUUCCCCACACUGGUUCAUAGCUGAUAAACGCUUUGUUGAUUAAACCAAUGGAGAUUAACAUUUUAAAUGUGUAAAGUCCUUUCUGUAAUAGUAUAUAUCAAGAGGAAGAUUCCCCAUAUUGCCUACAUUGGCUGUUGCGGCAUGUGCUGUUAGCGAGCACCUUUAUGAUACAAAAACAAACAUCACCCUUAUAGCCGUGAACAGAGUGUUGGGGAAAGUGCUCUUACCAUGCACCUUUUUAAGAAUGGCAUGAGCAAGUGGUGUUACUAGCACCACGCUCAGCCACGUGUCUCCCCAGUGCUGAUUUAACACACCGCACCAGGUACUAAUUUAAGGCUGAGUCGACCCAGGGGAGGUCCAGGAGCAGUUCACAUAUGAGCCACUGAUGUUGGCCGUGGCCGGGAACCGAACUCGGGUCGCCAGAUUCGUAGCGCAGUGCACGAACCACUACAAUACCGCUUCCCACCUGUCAAACAAGCACACACACACACGCGUGUGCAGGGCCACGCAGCCAUGGCCUCAUUCAUUGCCUCUGCACUGCAGGUAGUGGGGUCGUCCGUGCCUAUGCCGCUGCAUGGAGCAUAACCAAAGCUUGAAGGUUGUUGCUGCAGCGUCGUAUGUAUGAUGAACCUCUCGCACCGUGCGUAGCCAACCGCGCUAAUCAGAGGAGUGGUCGAAGGACAACAAACUAAACACAAAAAGCAGUUCUAAAGAAAUGGGUUGUCAAUCUAGAUGAUUCAAAAGUGCAUAGCUCCAGUGGCUUCCUCGUAUCGGAAGGAAGAGCGUUCCAGACGGCCGCAGAAGUGUAUACCGCAGAGAGAGAGAAGUACUCGGGACCCGGUGGUUACUAUUUGUUUAUUCUGUCGCUUUGUGAAUAACUUUCUCGGAAACGUAAAGUGAAGCUUCGUGAACGCCGGGUUUGAACGUUGCCGUUGUCCGUGCGUGUUACCAUGAAUGUAAAUUGACUCGCUCGUGUCUCCCCCCCCCUCCUCCCCCCCAACAACGCAACUAAUGCACUUUCGGACGUGUUUGGACCUUCCCAGGGUGGUAACAUCCCCUUUGGGAUACGCAUGCUUCCUACCUUCCUUUUUGUUUUUGUACAUAGAAAUUUUACCAAACAAACAACAACAAUAACCCCCCUUGCCCAACUGAUCCAUUCCCCACGCCACCUUCCACCAACCACACACACGCCGAACCCAUAACCGUAGCUGUUUGUUGUGUCUUUGACUCUCUUUUUUUUGUAAAUGAAAUACAAAACGAGGGGUGAGGGACACACACACACAAAAAAGCAUCGAUGGAUUUGUGUACAAUGAAAAAAAUUGGGGCAUCAUAUCGCAUAUUUUGCUAUUUUUAAGGUGAGAUAGUCUGUGUACAGUGGUGACGUUGAUGGGUAUGUAAUACUCAAUGUGGUGUAUCUUCUGUUUGCUGUUAUAGGAAUUCUCGUCUGUAAAAGUGUUUGGUGUCAAACACUAAUUAUCUGCUGUUCUGGCAAAAAAAAGCUAUAUAUUUUUGUUCUUUUUGAGAAGCAAGUAAACGUCAUACCAAGUC